Molecule: messenger RNA, 1563 nt
Organism: Chrysochloris asiatica (Cape golden mole)
Lineage: Eukaryota; Metazoa; Chordata; Mammalia; Afrosoricida; Chrysochloridae
Product: oxidative stress-responsive serine-rich protein 1-like
Exons: 1
Coding region: 51-1013 (320 amino acids)
Biological process (GO): cellular response to hydrogen peroxide
Source: RefSeq, a predicted model, not a curated record
UUUGGAUCCGGGUCAGUCAGGCGCGGCGAUUGGGCAACAGACGAUCUGAAAUGAUGCCACCGGGUCACCGGAACGCAUCAGCUGCGAAGAGCAUUAACGGAAACAUCCAUAGUAGUGUAGAAACUUUCACAAUGAAAUCUGAAGCCAAGGACAGAGAGAAGGAGAGUCUACAAACUGCUUUCAAGAAGUUAAGAGUGGAUGCAUCUGGGUCCAUAGCAUCUCUGGCUGUUGGAGAAGGCACAAGUGUUAGAACAUCAGUCAGAACAACUACAGAUGAUACCAAGCUGAAAACUAUAUGUGCAUCUAAAGACAGUUGGCAUGGGUCUACAAGGAAGUCUUCAUGGGGAGCAGCGAGAACCCAGCGUUGUCGACGUUCUAAGUCUCCUGUCCUUCAUUCUCCAAAGUUUAUACAUUGUAGUAUAAUAGCUUCUUCUUCCAGCAACCAGCUAAAGCACAAAAGCCAGACUGAUUCCCUUGAUGGCAGCAGUGGGCUGGGAAUUUCGACCCCUAAAGAGUUCAGUGCAGGAGAAUGUGCUGCUUCUCCUCCUGAUGCUAAUCACACAGGGGCAGUCAUUGAGCCUCUGAGAACUUCAGUUCCUGGGCUCCCAUCAGAGAAUACCAAGGAAGACUCCUUGGAUGCCACCCACGUCUCCCAAGCAAGUGUCAAGGCCAAUGAUCUCUCUGACUUUCAGUCCGUUUCCAAGUUGAACCAGGGCAAGCCAUGUGCGUGCCUGGGCCAGGAGUGCCCGUGUAAGAGAUGGCAUGGCAUGGAGGUGUACUCCUUCUCAGGCCUGCAGAAGGUCCCGCCCACGGACCCAGAACAAAGACCCACGCUUGAGGACUACUCUCAGUUGCUCCACACCAGAACUCUGUCUGGCUCGCCCUGCUCCUGUUCUGAGCAACCUCAAGUCUAUGUGGAUGAUGUGACCAUUGAGGACCUGUCAGGCUACAUGGAAUAUUACUUGUAUAGUGCCAAAAAAAUGUGCCACAUGGCAGAAAUGAUGUACACCUGAUAUCUGGAAGCUAAUCUUAUGCUUUAAACCAAUGAAGGGUUGUCAGAUUUAGCUAAUGGCAGACCUUGCAGUCACUUGGUGUGAGAAGACAUCUCCUGCUCACUGUGCUUGCAAUAAAAACAUUUCUUGGCAUCUCAGUUAACCUUCAUUCUUUAUAUUUAUUCUCUGUGUUCUUACAUAUCCACCAAGGGAAGCAGACCUUAAAAAACAGUCCUUCCUGGAAAUGUUCUUGGGGGAUGAAGACUUCUGAAUCACUUGAGACUGGCAGUGGUGGGUAUAUGGUAAAUGCCUUUGUCAAACUGCAUUUUUUUUUUUUUUUUUUCAGAUCUGUUUUAAGAGUUGGUGGCCAAGGAAAAUCAACAUGUGGUUUUGUAACUGAACUGAACAUUGUCAUGCUGUAGUUGCCAGCCCAGAAUAUUAGAAGUUAUAUGACUGAUUUAAACCAUCUCUGAUUUAAUGCAAGAUUUAUUGUCUUUAAAGGUUUCUUAUGUUAUUGUUAAGCCGGAGUUCGAAGGUUUCGAUUUAAUAUGAAUAAACUAGCUGGCCUGCC